CCCAUCAGACUGAGCUCAAUGUGACCGCGCGCGCAUCACUGGCUGAUAUGAGACGUCAUGAUCCGUCUGCAGGAGGAUAAUCGUGCACCCCCAGUUGAUAGCAUGGACACCAAAAAGCACUCUGCUGAAAGGUGACCUCGAGACACUUCACCUCCCCGCAACAUUUGAAUAUGCCAGAACACAACAAUGAGCUCCAACAGCACAGACCCUGGUCUUCUUUUGACUACCUACCCCUCGCCGCCAGUGGCCGGAGCCUAUCCACAAUCCAAUGCUCUUCAUAGAGGAGAUUUUGAAGAAACCUCAUGGUCGGGUUUUUAUCCCAAUGCUGCUGCUGAUAACUCAUCCUUCAGCAACACGUCACAAAUUAGCAAUGUAACAAGAGUCCUUGAUCCCCUGGGUGGCCACCCUGUGUGGCAAGUUGUCCUCAUUGUCUUGCUGACAGGCACACUGUCUCUGGUCACCAUUAUUGGCAAUAUGCUGGUGGUGGUGUCCUUCAAGGUUAAUCGCCAGUUAAAGACAGUCAAUAACUACUUCCUUUUGAGCUUGGCUGUGGCUGACCUCAUCAUAGGGAUCAUUUCUAUGAACCUUUACACACCUUAUCUCAUAAUGGGCUACUGGGCCAUGGGAACCUGGGCCUGUGACCUCUGGUUGGCUAUUGACUAUGUUGCAAGCAAUGCAUCAGUUAUGAACCUUCUAGUCAUCAGCUUUGAUCGCUACUUUUCAAUAACAAGGCCUUUGACCUACAGGGCCAAACGAACCACAAAGCGAGCAGGAAUCAUGAUUGGAUUAGCCUGGCUUGUUUCUCUAGUUCUGUGGGCCCCUGCCAUCCUGCUGUGGCAGUACUUUGUAGGUAAAAGAACAGUGCCCUCAAGUGAAUGCUAUAUCCAGUUCCUCUCAGAGCCGAUUACAACCUUCUGCACAGCUAUGGCAGCGUUCUACCUGCCUGUGACAAUAAUGAGUAUUCUCUACUGGCGCAUUUACAAGGAGACCCAAAAUCGUACAAAAGAAUUAGCCGAGUUGCAGGGGUCUGGAAGUCAUGGUGGGACAGGAAAAACCGUUGGAAAUAUGGGGAGUGACAGAACUCGUUUUGUGCAUCACAAAGGAAGUUCCAGAAAUUGCAGUAGCUUUGAGCUGACCAGAUCAUCAAGGAGAAGGAGUACAUGUCAGGAGCUUGUUGGACGAUUCCAUUGCUGGCCGGGGGUUCGUUCCUGGAGACCUGGUAGUAUCCGUCAGGGAGAUGGUGAUCCAGACCAGAGCAGCAGUGACAGCUGGAACAACAAUGAUGCUGCAGUCUCUUUGGAUCACUCUGGGUCCUCAGAGGAUGAGGACUGUGGUGGAAAAGACAUGAUUUCCCAGAGUCAUGCCAUUUUUUCCAUUGUUCUUAGCCUCCCUGGCAUUAGAGCUGCUGUCAACUCUCAACUUACCUCAUGUGAAGAUCUGGAUGCAGCAUCAGAAGAAGAUCCACUGAGGGCAGCUGAGUACAACCGGAACAGCUUGUCAACAGUUAGCACCACUACCACUACUCCCAUUACACCUGAGUGCACAAACAGUACAGAAAACAGCUACAAGCAACGCUACUGCUCACACAAGACCCAAUCAAUGUCUAGCAUUCAGUCUAAGUCUAACCAAGGGCUUCUUGAUGGUACCCCAAUAGCCACUGCCAACGACAACACUACUGGUAGCACAGCCUCUAAGUCCUCUUCCAUCCCACUGUCUUUUAAAGAAGCAGCUAUGGCAAAGCGUUUUGCAGCUCGAACCCGAACUCAGAUCACCAAGAGAAAACGUAUGUCUCUGGUGAAGGAGAAGAAAGCAGCUCAAACUCUCAGUGCCAUCCUCUUAGCUUUCCUCAUAACAUGGACACCUUACAACAUCAUGGUGCUGAUCAAUGCCUUCUGCAAAACUUCUUGCAUCCCAGAGACUCUGUGGGCAGUGGGAUACUGGUUAUGCUAUGUCAAUAGCACAGUGAACCCUAUGUGCUAUGCACUGUGUAACAAAACAUUCCGUACAACAUUUAAGAUGAUACUGUUGUGCCGCUGGGAUCAGAAGAAAAGAAGAAAACUGCAGUUCCAGCAGAGGCAGUCGGUGGUCUUCCACAGGGGGAUCCCCAGGGAGUCUACAUGAAUGACUGAAAGUUCAGAUGUCUUACAAAAUUUAAAAAAUGAACACAC
Molecule: messenger RNA, 2168 nt
Organism: Nematolebias whitei (Rio pearlfish)
Lineage: Eukaryota; Metazoa; Chordata; Actinopteri; Cyprinodontiformes; Rivulidae
Gene: chrm3a
Product: cholinergic receptor, muscarinic 3a
Exons: 3
Coding region: 187-2121 (644 amino acids)
Biological process (GO): chemical synaptic transmission; regulation of vascular associated smooth muscle contraction; adenylate cyclase-inhibiting G protein-coupled acetylcholine receptor signaling pathway
Cellular component (GO): plasma membrane; synapse; dendrite
Molecular function (GO): G protein-coupled serotonin receptor activity; G protein-coupled acetylcholine receptor activity
Source: RefSeq, a predicted model, not a curated record